Molecule: messenger RNA, 3078 nt
Organism: Aspergillus tubingensis
Lineage: Eukaryota; Fungi; Ascomycota; Eurotiomycetes; Eurotiales; Aspergillaceae
Product: WD repeat protein
Exons: 8
Coding region: 1-3078 (1025 amino acids)
Biological process (GO): double-strand break repair via homologous recombination; protein deubiquitination
Molecular function (GO): ubiquitin binding
Source: RefSeq, a predicted model, not a curated record
AUGGCCCGAAAGUCAAGCCACCAGAGGGUCACUUAUGUCCUCCCUCUGCCUGAUGCCCCUGGUGGGCAUAGACUAGGCGUCAAUGGUCUGACUGUCGAUACGGACAAUUCCAUCCUGUAUUCCGCUGGUCGCGAUGGUGUUGUAUGCUCGUGGGACCUCAACCGCCCCCUCUCCGGCGCAUCGGCGUCGAAAUCCGGUUCGACAACCUUCAGAAACCAAGUCCAGGCUCACAGCCAUUGGAUCAACGACAUUGUCUUGACUAAGAACAACUCGGCGCUCGUUUCCGCAUCGUCCGAUACCACUGUGCGAUUAUGGCGACCGCACUCGGAAAUCACGGAGGUGCCGCAUCCCAUCGGCAAACAUGCCGACUACGUGAAAGCCUUGGCAACCCCCGGAAAUCACUCCUCAUGGGUGGCAUCAGGCGGCCUGGAUCACAAGCUCUAUCUAUGGGAUUUGAAUGGCGGCGGUGAGGUCCUUGGCAUCGAUGCGUGCGGGGAGGAUCGGACGGCAAAGGGUUCGGUCUAUGCACUAGGCGCUGUAUCGUCCGUCCUGGCCAGUGGUGGACCGGAAAGCGUGGUCAGAGUGUGGGAUCCGAAAUCCGGAAAAUUGAUCACGAAGUUCGUGGGCCAUACCGACAAUAUUCGAGAUAUCCUCAUUAAUCAAGAUGGCGAUACCAUUAUGACCGCGUCCUCCGACCAGACGGUCAAGGUUUGGUCGCUGACAGCAGGAAGAUGCAUGCACACCUUGACAAUGCACAACGACAGUGUCUGGUCGCUUUAUUCGAAUCAUCCUCAGCUGUCGGUGUUCUAUUCGAGUGAUCGAUCCGGCUUGGUUGCCAAGACGGACACGAGGCACUCUGCGGAUAUCGAGCAAGGUGUCUGCGUUGCAGCGCUGCAGGAGCACGAGGGCGUUAUCAACGUUGUAGCUGCCGGAGACUAUAUCUGGACAGCAACACCGAAGUCUAGUAUCAAUCGGUGGAGGGAUAUUGAUACCACAGCCGAGAUAGAAGCCCCAGCUUCAGGGGAACGAAAGUCCAGCGCUGAAAAGGAUGCGACUAAAGGAAUGCCCAAGAAGAUACCAUACGAAUCGGUUCUCUUACUAUCAAACACAUCUACGUUCCCUAAUUCGAGAGUUCCUCACGACGCGGCCCCAGGCGGCGCAUCACAUGCACAGGGCCAAGCUUCCGGCUCAGACAUGGAGGAUGAACUGGGAUUGACCCUGCCCGUUCAGUCCUUGCCAGAGGAGACUAUCGAAGGACAGCACGGAUUGAUCAAACACUUCAUGUUAAAUGACCGCAAACGGACUUUGACCCAAGAUUCUGCGGGUGAGGUUGUCUUAUGGGAUCUUCUCAAGUGUAAACCCAUUCAAUCCUUUGGCAAGCGGCAUAUGGAUGAUGUGGCCUCUGAGAUUAACACCACGGAGAGUAUUGCUCACUGGUGCACGAUCGACAUCCGCACCGGAAGGUUAUCAGUGAUUCUGGAGCCAGGGCGCUGCUUUGACGCGGAGAUAUACGCCGACGAAACAGACAUAGAAGAUAGUUCGCAGUUCCGCGAUGACCAGAGAAUCAACCUAGGCAAAUGGAUAUUGCGCUGGCUCUUUGCACCACUGGUCGAUGAGCACGUUCGGCGCGAUGCCCAGUAUCGUGCCAUGGCAGUUGCAAGAGCGGAGGAAAUGGCCAAACUGACCACAACGAGUGCCUCUGCGCCAAUGGAUAUACCGUCAGCAGAUGGUUCAAGGCGGCCGUUAGGUCUGCAGACUCCUAUAGAUGCCUCAUUCUCAACCUUCCGGUCCGGAUACGACACUCUUGGUAGCCCUACGACGCCCGGCUUCGGUAUCGGCUACGCAACAAGUCCGGGGACGUUAGGGUCACCCGUGCUACCACCACAUAGCUACAACAACAAUAGCUACUUUGGAACAUCUAUCGGCGAGACUUCGGACUUUCUGUCAUCACAGCAAAACCCCGACCUAACUCGAACGUCUUUCUCGGACCGGUCGAGCGAUUACUUUUCCUCCUCAUCCAAGCCCCCGGGUCUGACUCCGCUAGACACAGAGAAGGCGCCAGGGACACCCGGAGAGCCGACGCCAACUGCUCUGCCUCAAUCACCGGUCGAGCCUGACAAAGAGGAACGAAAGCGGGGAGGAUCUAUAUUUGGGAAGAAAUUUCGGAUGGAUUUCCCCAAGCGAAUGGGCCGGUCCUCGUCGGAAGCCAAACCCCAGAUCCAAGAAGAAAAGAUUGAAGAAUCGGACAAGUCGUCUGUCAAGGAAGAGAAGGUUUUUGAAACUAAUCUGGGUGGCUUCAUCGAGCGAACCCGGCACGAGUACGAGGAAUGGCUGUCUGCCAACCCGGGGCAGGAGUUGGUGUCUGCCUUUGCUCCUAGUCCUGACAACGAGACACCCGAACUGCAGAUACCUCCUCGCACGGCUGUAUUCAUCCAAGAGGAAUCUGGCGACACGGCAGUGGCUUCGGACUUGUACAGGGGUACUGUGGCAGGCAUUAGUCAGGAGAUUGACAAGUUGGAGAAGUCCAUCCCGUUAUGGCUUGCGGACUUGCUGCUCAAGAAUCAAAUGCCAUUGAAAGAGCCAGUGAAGAUUGCGUUUACGCUGAAACCUUACGACGAUCUUCUGCCGCCUGUGGUCAAGCCAGAGCCGGCUACGAGCGCAAACGCGAACAACAAUCGGCUCAACGCCAAUCGCAUGCUUCGAGCCAAGAAGAUCCUUGCAUAUGUUGCAGAACGGAUCGACCCACCUAAUCCCGAUGAGCCGCAAGAGGAUGCGAUGAAGCCGGAAGAGUAUCUGGAGUUGUAUUGCCAGAAGAUGCUGAUCCCGCCAAACAUGACUCUUGCGACAAUUCGGGCACACAUCUGGCGCUCGUCUGGGGAUAUGCUACUGUAUUACAAAGCGAACGGAAAGAAGGAGAUCAAAACCACUCCCGACGGAGAGAGCAACCACCUUGAGGGUGGCUCUCAUCGAUUCCUUGAUCCCGCAAGCGCCGGCGGAGAAGCUGGAAGCGUGCCCCCAGGGAGCAUCCACUCGCUGACAGCCUCAGGGUCGGGUGCUGCCUCGAUCAGCAAUACCUGA